Camelus dromedarius (Arabian camel) is the source of this 1129-nucleotide messenger RNA. It is a transcript of the gene OPN3, whose product is annotated as opsin 3. Gene Ontology annotation, cellular component: plasma membrane; photoreceptor outer segment. Gene Ontology annotation, molecular function: G protein-coupled photoreceptor activity. Gene Ontology annotation, biological process: phototransduction; cellular response to light stimulus; G protein-coupled receptor signaling pathway. NCBI's taxonomy places the organism in Eukaryota, Metazoa, Chordata, Mammalia, Artiodactyla, Camelidae. The record is from RefSeq and is a predicted model, not a curated record.
AUGAUAUAUAAAAUGGAGGUGAAGCCAGUCUAUGUCUUUUGGUUAGAGCAUUUAAUCCAUUUACAUUUACAUCAGUUGCUGAUCUCUUAAUUUCAGAUGCAUUUUACAUAUCCUCAUUGGUGCUCUCCUCCCGUCACAAUUACUGGAUAUGCUAUCCCACUUUCUCUUCUUGCAGGGAUUGUCUCCAUUAUCAGCCUAACUGUGCUGGCCUAUGAAUGUUAUAUUCAUGUGGUUCAUGCCAGAAUGAUCACUUUUUUCUGGACCUGGAGGGCCGUUACCUACAUCUGGCUGUACACACUGGUGUGGUCAGGAGUGCCUCUCAUGGGCUGAAACAGGUACAUCCUGUUUCAUGGACUAGGAUGUGCUGUAGACUGGAAAUAAGAUGCCAAUGACUUCUGCUUUGUGCUUUUCUUAUUUCUUGGCUCCCUGGUGGUGCCUGUGGGUGUCAUUGCUCAUUGCUAUGGCCAUAUUCUGUAUUCCAUUGAGUUGCUUCGUGGCAUUGAAGAUCUUCAGACAAUAAAAGUGAUAAGGAUUUUAAGAUAUGAAAAUAAACUGGCCAGAAUGUGCUUUUGUAUGACAUUCACCUUUAUGAUCCUUUGGAUGCCUUAUGUUGUGAUUUGUUUCUUGAUGUUUAGUGAUUGUGGACACUUGGUCACUCUAACAGUAUCUAUUGUUUCAUAACUCUUCACUAACUCCAGCACUGUGUAUGAUGCAGCUUUUUAUAUCUUCAUGAUCAGAAAGUUUCAAAGGGCCCUUUUGCAUCUCCUAUGUUUCCGACUGCUCAGAUGCCAGCAACCUGCUAAAGACCUACCAGCAGUUGAGAGUUAAAUGCAGAUUAGACCCAUUGAGAUGUCACAGAAAGUCAGGGACAGACCAAAGAAAAAAGUGAUUUUUAACUCUUCUCCCAUCAUUUUUAUUAUCACUCAUGAUGGAUCACUAUCAGUCGAUGACAAAGACAGAACCAGUGGGUCAAAGGUUGAUGUAAUCCAAAUUCGCCCUUUAUAGGAAUGUAAGAUAGGGCUUUAAAUCAAGAUAUCACUUUUAGACUACCAUUAUAAGAUUGUUUUGGAAUCCACAUUCUAUGUAAUAUUAACAGAAGUUUUGUGGUCCAGUAGAAAAUCUGAAUUGC